CAGCCCACCAAUCAUAGCUUGUCCCACCACAUGCUGCCCGAUCCAGAAGACUACCCUUAUAUACCCUCGUCACCACACCCCGCCGCAAUACCGACCAAAUCGGCCCAACCCAAUCAAAACCCUGCCUGGAUAUGGAACAAGAAAAGAAAAAGAACCCGCUUGCCGUCAUGCAUUCGUUGCUCAACAGACUCCACAAACGCCUGCUCGCUCCUGGAGGCCUGAACCUUUAUGCAACGCCCAAAGCAAGAACAAUACAGCCAAAAAGGAACCAAGACCGUCAUGAAGAGGAACACACAUGGCCACCUCUGCACACCAGCUCUGGCCACCAUCCGAGAAGUGAAGAACCAGGGUAAUUAG
This is a messenger RNA of Exserohilum turcica Et28A, 357 nucleotides long. RefSeq lists its product as uncharacterized. Lineage: Eukaryota; Fungi; Ascomycota; Dothideomycetes; Pleosporales; Pleosporaceae. The record is from RefSeq and is a predicted model, not a curated record. The coding region runs from base 132 to 353 and encodes 73 amino acids. The transcript has a single exon.